This is a messenger RNA of Ylistrum balloti, 1071 nucleotides long. RefSeq names its product centromere protein K-like. The coding region runs from base 117 to 929 and encodes 270 amino acids. Gene Ontology annotation, cellular component: nucleus. NCBI's taxonomy places the organism in Eukaryota, Metazoa, Mollusca, Bivalvia, Pectinida, Pectinidae. The record is from RefSeq and is a predicted model, not a curated record. The transcript has a single exon. Gene Ontology annotation, biological process: kinetochore assembly; mitotic sister chromatid segregation.
GAAUGACAGAAGCCCUGGUCGGACCUUAGUUUCCAUUUUACUUCUAAAGUGAUGCGUGGCAUCAUGAUGUAAGAUGCAAGUGCAACUAAUCUGUAGACAAUAUUAUCAACUGUACCAUGGCGAGUUCUCAAGAGGACGAUCUAGUGGCAAAAACGUAUUCAAAAAUGAAAGAAGUUGAAGAAACCUUCGCACAUCUUGAAAAGGCUUCUGUGCCAUCUAUACCAGUGAUAGGAACUUUUGCCGAGGGAGAUGAUAAUAUGCCCGAAUUGUGUCCAAAAAUUCUCGCUGCAAGAUUCAGAAGAAUCAAGGCAGAAUUAAAUGUUGUACACAGUUCGCCAAUGACCUACAUUGCUGAUGAAGAAGAAGUGCAAUUUGAAAUAUUUACAAAGGAACUUGAGAAAGAUGUUUUAGAAUUGCAAGAGACAUAUUCUUUUGUGUGCGGACAAAACAAAGACAUUGAUAAUAUGAUAAGAAAAGAGGAAGAAAUACUGGAGCAGAACAAAUGUGUAUCAGAAAUGCUUCAGAAUAAACUUCAGAAUCCAGAGGAAGAAUGUGAAAGCGUACCGGAUCGUCAGAAAGAGGAGAUUUAUAAAAAAAUUCAGAAAGGAGAACGCUAUCUGAAGGAGGUUGUGAAAAAACUUGGGUUAUUUGUUGACAAACAUUUUCCAUUGCCAUCACAAGAGGUGUUUUCAGAGCAAAUGAAAAAGUUACGAUCAACAGAUCGUAAAUUGAAACUGCGCGACAUGAUAUCAUUAAAACAGAUAUUAGAAAGCCUCAUGAACAAGUGUGUGGAUGAACCAAGUGACCCUUACAUUACCAUGGAUCAUCGAUUUUGGCCACCUUACAUUGAACUUUUGAUCACAUGUCAGAUUGCUGUACGACAUCCAGACAACAAAGACAUGAUCAAAUUAUCACCGUUUCAUCUCUGAUUGCAGUUUCAUUUUAACAGUUUCUUACAUGUAACUUUAUUAUUCAUAUUAGCUCACCUGUUUGAUGGCAAUGGAGUUAAUGCCAGAUGUCUGUCUGUCUAGUUUAAACUUAUUCCUGAUAAAAUAAAUCCUAUUUAGCUAA